Molecule: messenger RNA, 5179 nt
Organism: Chironomus riparius
Lineage: Eukaryota; Metazoa; Arthropoda; Insecta; Diptera; Chironomidae
Source: the annotation of a GenBank genome assembly
CUAAUUUCCAAUCGUCCUUCACCACUUUCAUUUUAUUCGUCAUCGUAAUAACAAGAGAAUAAAAUAAAAUAAAAUAAGCGAUGUGUGAUAGUACAAAAAGUGGAUGCUUCUUUAUCAGAGGCAGUAAGGAUAAUGGCAGAUCAGUACCAGAUCUCACAGCGAGUCCCGGUCGGGCACCACACCCGGGACCAAAUAACAUUCAAAAUCAGCAAAAUGCACAUAUGCAAAGACAAGGUGGUAUGAAGGAGCCAGUAUUGUUACAGGGUGAUUUUCGAAAAGUAUCUGGCAUAAGCUCCGAAAUUUUUCGACAAAUAGAAGCAGUUGAAAAUGAUCAUGAUCCAAGCACAGCUGCAGCAUUGGAUGCUGUUGAGAGACGUGGGGAGAUGAUUGUGAGAGUAUUGGAACCACGCUGUAUUGGAAGUCGUCAAUCAUAUGAAUCAGCGCAAAAGUUUUUAGCAAAAGCUGACUCCCGUCAUACGGUACAGAUGGUUGAGAUUGUUAAACGCCCUGGACAGACAUUAGGUCUCUACAUUCGAGAAGGAAAUGGCGCAGAUCGCUCCGAUGGCGUCUUUAUAUCACGUAUAGCUUUGGAAUCCGCAGUUUAUAAUAGUGGAUGUCUGCGAGUGAGUGAUGAAAUACUCGCAGUAAAUUUAGUAGAUGUUACAAAAAUGUCAUUAGAUGAUGUUGUAAUAAUCAUGUCUAUUCCACGCCGUUUGGUGCUGGCAAUAAGAACACGAAGAGGUCGUUCAACUUCUCCCCCGCCACUACAACGUUCGGAACAAAAACCGCCAGUUGUUGUUAUAAAGCGUGAUUUACGGGAUGAUCAAGAUAUGAUGUUAGAUGAACCGGAUCAUAUGCCACGUUCUAGAUCAUCACGCGAACGUCGCGAUGGAAGGGAGAUGAGUGAAUCGAGGUCGAGACUAGGACUUGGUCUUACUAAUUAUAGUCCACAAAGUGAACAAAUAGAUUUGUAUUAUAAUUCACGCUCAAGCACUGUUGAUCAGCAUACCCCAAAUUGGGGUUAUAAGCCACCAGCACCACCAUCUGUAAUAACGGAGCAACCAAAAGGUGCUCAUCAAUUUCAACCAUCACACGCUUAUUAUCAAAAUGCAGGAACUCUCGAAAGUCUUGCUGAGAAAGUUCACCAAUUCUAUCCUGGACCGAGUCGACGAAUGUCUGACACAAGAGCAGGAGUAUCUAUGAGUCAAUCGCAUCAAAGAUUUCCACGUUCAGGAUCAGCAGAUAUUCUUCCUCGCGUAGAAUAUUCCGACUUUUCUGCAUCACUUGGACGACAUUCGUUCUUAAGAUCAAGCAUGAAGUCAGGACAAGCACCAUCACCACAAGCACAACUUGCAGGCGGCACAUUAGGACGAUAUGGACCCCGUUAUGAUCAACAAUCAUCAAGAAAUGCAAUUAAAUAUUCGUCGCCUACAUCGUCAGCAACAUUAGGACGACAAAAGCCUCCACUUGAUUACUCGAGUGAUACAGAAGCAACAAUAGGUCGUCAAAAUUAUUACUAUUAUAAUAAUCGACCGAGUGGAACAAUGGGACGAGGAGGUACGGCACCAACAGCACCCCUUACUAGUGGAGCUGACUUUGCAAAAUUCAAUUCACUGCCAAGAAAUCGUAAUGAUGCAUUAGCAAGAAUGAAUUUAAGAUCACGCUUAGUUGAUAGAAUAGGAAGUGAAGACGAUGGAAAUUUAUCGGCUCCAGAAUAUUCACUGCCAACCAUUCGCCGGGAUCGAGAUUUGCGACAGAGAAUAUCCACAAAUCCUUCAAUUUUUACUUCAGAUGAGUACCGAGCGUGGCUGAGACGAGCACCAAGCAGUUCGGCAAUUUGUGAGCAGAUGAGAGCAUCACGUGAUAUUUUGAAUCAGCAGAGAGCCCAUAGAUUUUCAUGCAGCGCUGAGAACAUCCAUGAUGCACUGAAGAAUACGGAAAACAUUUACAGUGGAAGAGCUAGAAUGUUGGGAACAUUAGACAGAAAUAGCAUUGGAUUAGGAGCACGAUCUGGAAUUGGCUCUCUUCCUGUGAGAUCACUUUCAUCGCAGCACAUUGGUGGCCCAUCAUCAGCAAUACGUUCCUCGCCUAAUAUUCGUCGAAUGAGACAAUUACUAGAAUUAAGUACGGGAGCCGGAAAUGUGCAAUCGCCAGGAAGUAUGAGUGGACAUCAAAGUCCAGCACCAACACCAAGCACAACAUUACCGAGAACUCAACGACAAAUUGAUAUAAACCCUGCCGAGUUUACAAAAUAUAAGCUUGAUAAGCCCAUCAUGGAGACACAAGGUACAUCCGGUAUGUUAUGGCUGAAUUUGUUAGCCGGUAGAGGAUUGCGUGCAACCCCUGAAGGCAUACAAACCACAAAUACGCAAGUACGCGAUCUAUACUGUGUGAUAGAAUGCGAUAGAGUUCAUAAAGCACGAACCGUUGUACGGUCUGGUGAUUUACAAUUUGAUUGGGAUGAGUCAUUUGAAUUGGAUUUGGUUAAUAAUAAGCAACUAGAUGUUUUAAUAUACUCAUGGGAUCCACAACAUCGACAUAAAUUGUGUUAUCGUGGAGCGAUUGCAAUAACAUCACUAAUACGACAAGCACCAAUACAUCAGCUUGCAUUAAAAGUUGAACCUAGAGGUACAAUUUACUUAAGAAUGCGCUAUAACGAUCCAUUACAAUUGUAUCGUCGUCGAGGUGUACCAGCACUUAGAGGUGGUGUUUCAACAGCUUUAUUUGGUGUUGAUCUCGAAACAGUUGUCACACGAGAGGCUAAAGGAGCACCAGGAAAUGCACCCGUACCAAUAGUGUUGAGACGAUGUGUUGAGGAAAUUGAACGUCGAGGAUUAGACAUAAUUGGACUUUAUCGACUAUGUGGAUCGGCCACAAAGAAACGAUUACUACGAGAAGCUUUCGAACGAAAUAGUCGAGCUGUUGAACUAAGUCCUGAACAUAUACCAGAUAUAAAUGUUAUAACCGGUGUUAUAAAAGAUUAUCUACGCGAACUUCCAGAACCUUUGUUUACUCGUUGUUUAUUCCAAAUGACUGUUGAUGCGUUAGGUGUAUGCUUACCUGAUGAUCCCGAAGGAAAUGCAAAAUUAAUGUUGAGCAUUCUAGACUGUUUACCACGAGCUAAUAGAGCAACUUUAGUAUUCUUACUUGAUCAUUUGUCGUUGGUUGUAUCGGCGUCAGAGAGAAAUAAAAUGUCAGCUCAGGCAUUAGCUACAGCUCUAGGUCCACCUUUAAUGUUACAUUCAAGUGGUGCACCCACAGAUAUUGACAUAGAUCAUGCACAACCAAUAGCCGUACUAAAGUACUUAUUACAAAUUUGGCCACAGCCAGCAACGGCUGCAAAUAUUUCAGGCAUGCAACGGCACGCCAACGAGCAGCGAACAGGUCAGCGUGGAAGCAAAGUCAAUGCAUUGCAAGUGGCCAAACAACAUCUAGUGGUAGUCAACAAUACAGCCACAUCGCUCGCUCGAACUCAGCUUUCAGUCACAGUCAGCAAUCCUCAGUUUCAAUCAGCAGUGGGUCAGUUAGCUCAAUCGCAUCGAGUCUUACAGCCGGUGGCUCAAACGUCACUGCAGUUGGUAGCCUCGUCGGGCUCAUUGGCAGUGCAAGACCAAUCGCAACCGCUCGCCACACCAUCCCCAAGCUCUAGUUCGGCAUCAUCAGACUCUGGCUCUGGAACUGAAACAAUAAAACGAGGUGCAUCACCUCCCACAAGUAUCACAGAUUCAAACACAAUAUUAAAAGAGUCAAAUAGUAGCAACUCAAUCAAGCAACAAUCUCAAGAACAACACAAAUCAUCAACAAUAAAGCAACAAUUCGAUACAAAAGAUGAGACAACAAAAAGACAUCACAUUACAGAAAGCAGUACAAGUGGACCAACAACACAAUCGUAUGACAUGUCUGCAUACACCAAAAAUUCUAUGCUACCUUCUACUUCAUCAGUAUCAUCAAAUGCUAAUCAUCAGUAUAAGCAUUAUUCUAGCAUAAGUACAACAAAGUCAUCACCAAUUGACAAGUAUACUAAUAGUGUUGGAACCAGUAAUGGUAAAAGUGAAAUUUCUAAGGAAUUGACAUCUAUAAAAAAGAAUGGCGAUCAUGAUGAUAUUACUUUAUAUAAACCAAGUUCGUACUCAACAUCCUCAAUGAUAGCUGGAACUUCAUCAUCAUCAAGUGCUAGUACUGAUGCAAAAAAGGCAGAAUUAUCGUCAUCAGCAGCAGCGAACACAUCAACGACAGUCACGACAAAUGGAAAGCAUAAAAUCACAAAUAAUUUUAAGCUUCCUCCAUUCCCAAUUUAUGUACCACCAACAGAUUUACCAUUGCAUCUAACAUCGUCUACAAGUUCUUUAGCAGGUCUAAGUAGCAAGAAUGAGCCAACAUCGACUGCAUUCUCGGGAACGAGUAAGUAUAGCGAUUCAUUAACAUCAUCUACAACAUCGGCAUCCUAUUCAACGACAUUGGGUCGAUUAUCAAACGUUUCAUCAUCUAGAACAAUAACUAAUAGUGCUAAUACACCAAAUACAAACACAUUACCGUUACAUUUAGGUAGAACUAAUCCAUACUUAUAUCAAUCAGAUUCAAAUAAUUUUAAUAAUGCAACUGCAACAUCAUCAAUAAGUCCAGCGACCACAACAUCAUCAUAUUUAAGUCAAUCAAAUUAUAAUAACAUUUAUAGUACUUUGCCCAAAACAACCGGCUCAUCUUCAUCUACAAGUAAAUUUGAUACUAUGACUAAAGAUAAUAAUGGUUCGUCGGGUGCAGGCCCUUCUUCUUAUUCAUAUAAUUCGUAUAGUACUGAUUAUUAUUCUAAUCUUGCAACGACAAAUAAUAAUAACACAUCAAGUAAUACAUCGACUUAUACAAGUAGUAAUGUAUCUGAAAAUAUUUAUAGGGUACAAUAUUCAGCGACUAAUCCCUUCCUCGAUCCUAUUGAUACUAAUGUAACCACACAGACGGCCUCUGACAAUAUGAGUUCAAUUUUUACCGCAACACGUAAUGGCAAUAGUGGUAGUAGUAGCAUGAGCGUCUCAGAAAUAGCACGAAAAUUUGAAAAACUCGAUAGUGAAGAAGAUUUGAAAUAAUGAUAACUAAUUAAAAUACAUAUAACAUACUAAUUCAUUCAUUCAAUCUCAAAAAUAUAUAAAACAUACCUUUUUCUCCCCGAUCAGUAUCAGUUUUU